This is a messenger RNA of Nelumbo nucifera (sacred lotus), 2728 nucleotides long. RefSeq names its product transcription factor bHLH130-like. Gene Ontology annotation, cellular component: nucleus. Gene Ontology annotation, molecular function: DNA-binding transcription factor activity, RNA polymerase II-specific; protein dimerization activity; RNA polymerase II cis-regulatory region sequence-specific DNA binding. Gene Ontology annotation, biological process: regulation of transcription by RNA polymerase II. The record is from RefSeq and is a predicted model, not a curated record. NCBI's taxonomy places the organism in Eukaryota, Viridiplantae, Streptophyta, Magnoliopsida, Proteales, Nelumbonaceae.
AUUGGUGGCUUCCGCAGUUUUGCUGCUUCUCAUUGAGUAGAUUCGGACUUCGGAGAAAAGAGAAAAAAGAGAAUCCAUUUCUCUUGUCUAUCUUUGGUCUUCACCCUCUAUCAUCUCUUACUGCCAGCGACACAGCAAAGAGGCCGUAACAGCGAGAACAGCAACAUCGGCAGCGACUAGCUUUCUCUUUUUUAUAUUAAAAGCUUGAGACUGCGCUUUCCUUGAUUUUGGUGCUUCCGAAGAGAUAUAGAGAUCUAUAGCUCUCUUUUCUUUCGCCUUCUUUUCCUUUUUCCUGUUUCUUCCAAUCUGCUUUUCUGUUUCGGUAAUUACAGAAAAAAAAACACUCCCCGCUCUGGUGAGAGGAGAUCUGAGAUUUCUGUUGUCGCUCUACUAGUUGCUGAUUCCGUCUCUUUAUCUCAAUUGAUGUAUAACACUGUAAAUAGGAUUUGUGGGGCUGUGUCAAUGGCAAAGAGGCGGAAAUGGGGAGGAUUUUUGGUUGAAGUUGGAACAGUUGGUUUCGGUAGUAAUUCCCGUUAGUUGCUUGCUCUGGUGUUGGAUCCGUCUGAAGCAGCCGAAAUCUGAAUUUGUUGAAGUUUUCUUUUUGAGUUUCGCGGGGAGUUUCGCGGUUGUUGUUGAUGGAAAAAUGAAGAAUAAAUAAAGAAGCGGGAGUGGUGUUGGAAUUGGAAUUUCAAUUGUUGGUGCUGCUUUUUUUCUUUACUGAUCUAGGGUUUUGCUGUUGCUUCUCUUUUGCUUUUUUAGUUUCUACUUAGAAGAUUUUGAUUCGAUCUGCUCGAGACUUAAAAAGGUAGAAAGGACUGGUUGGACUGAGCUGUGUGUGUGGAGAUUCCGAAAUUUCUACCCAGCGGUGGAAGAUGAUGUUUGGUGGCUCUCAAGCAUUACCAAAGGACAUGAAUCUUUUGUUUCCUUCGAGCUUCAAAUAUCCAGAAGAACUGCAGUCUAGGAGCAGAGAGGCCAUGGAUUCAGAUCUCCAUCUUCAACAGCAACAGCAGCAGCAGAGGCAGCAGCUGAGCUCAGGUCUUAUGCGGUAUCGCUCUGCUCCAAGCUCAUUCUUUGCGAAUUUCAUCGACGGUAGUGGCAGUGGCGUCGAAGAAGGAUGUGAAGGUUUCCUCCAUCAUCGACCUUCAAGCCCGGAGGCAGAAAGCAUGUUUGCGAGAUUCAUGUCUUCUGGAAGAGGAGGAGGCGGUGGCAGUGGUGGUGAACCUGCUCUUCCUGAUCCCCGGGAGAUCGGGGAGAGACCUUCAGCAGUAGCUCCUUCCUGCGCAGCUGUUAACCAGAGGAAUUCUCAGUUCAUGGCGCCAAUGGAACGUGAGGGCGAGGUUGUUUCGCAGCAGAAUGGGUAUCCCUCUGAUUCUCAGAUGAUGUACCAGUCUCAGACCCCGCCACCUGUGCCUAAUCACAGUUCAGCCCCCACUGCGCCCACUGUGGACAACUCGUAUAGGGUUGUGAAUUCUAUGACGAUUGAUCGCCCUCCGCAGGUUAAGUCAGAUGGCGGUCCUUCCAAUCUUAUCAGGCAUAGCAGCUCCCCUGCUGGGCUUUUUGCCAACUUAACUGUCGAAAACGGCUUUGCUGUAAUGGGGGGCAUGGGGAAUUUCCGAGCCGGGAAUGGAUGUAAUGGAGAAACAUCUCCAGCGACUGGUAGGUUGAAGGGUCAGAUAAGCUUCUCAUCCGGGACCCAUUCUUCCUCGGGGCCAAUGCCUCAGAUUGCUGAGGAGGGUAUUGGGGGAAGUAGCUCUGAUGAUGGUAGCUUUGGAAACAGUAAUGCUGGCAACCGAGGUUACAUCCCAGGCUUUCCAAUUGGUUCUUGGGACGACUCUGCACUUGUUUCUGAGAAUUUAACGGGACUAAAAAGACUCAGAGAUAUCAAUGGUGGCAAUCAGAAUGGAGAAGCUGUCCACCGCCCUCCUAUGCUGGCCCACCAUUUUAGUUUGCCAAAAACUUCAACCGAGAUGGCUGCCCUAGAAAAGUUUCUGCAAUUCCAAGACUCUGUUCCUUGUAAAGUCAGAGCCAAAAGGGGCUGUGCGACUCAUCCAAGAAGCAUAGCAGAGAGGGUAAGAAGAACCCGAAUUAGUGAAAGAAUGAGAAAACUACAAGAGCUGGUCCCUAACAUGGACAAACAAACUAAUACAGCUGAUAUGUUAGACCUGUCAGUUGAAUACAUUAAAGAUCUCCAGAAACAGGUCAAGACACUCACUGAUAAACGGGCAAACUGUACCUGUUCUUCCAAGCAGAAGCCGUACACGAACCCCACAGUGUGACUUGCUUGUAUACAGAAAAGAAACAAAUGGGAAAAAAUAUCAAGUGCAAAGCUGACUUGUGUUUUUGAGCACUGAAGAACCAAACAACAAAAUGAGAGGUUUUCGAUGUGGUUGUGGAGCAGAAAAGCUGCCAGAAUCUUCACUUCAAGACCAGAUCCAGUAGGUUAACAAAGCGCCGUAAAAAGAGGGAGAAAAAAAUAUAAAAAAAUGUAUAGUAUAUGCUCAACUUAUACCUUGUAUGUAAAAUUACCAGUCUAGUUGAAGAAUGAAGAUAUCUACCACUCAAAAAUUUCUUCUGCUCUCAUAAUUCAGUUGAGAGAGAGAGAGAGAGGAACUUAAAUCUCCCAAUCUAAAUAAUGGAAUGUUUUUUUUUUUAUAUUUUUUUAUAAGCCAGGGACUUCAGAUGUUGAAAUAGUUAGUUGUUCUUUGUAGUAUCUUUGAUUUCUUCCCAA